AGCCACUUGAAGUUCAACCUGACUCUACUACUUACAUACUGACAUUGUUUAUAAACGUACAAUGCCUCCUGCCUCCGCCACUUCCUCGAAAAGAACAACGCGCAGUAACACGUCGAUGUUCGGCUCUAAACCGUCUUCGUCGGAUGCGUCGUCUACCCAGGCAAAAGAACACCGGGUUCCCACACGGCCCUUCACCUUUUCCACCAACUUGCCUGCCAAGAAUGACAAACCAACUUCACCGGAACCUACCACCUGGCCUUCGAGCCCAGCGGCACCAGAAACGGAACCACCUGCAACAGAGGAAAAUGCAAAGGAAGGCCAGGAGCAGGCUAAGAAGAAUCAGUCACCUGAUGUCGACGUGACUUCGCCACUGUACGACUUGUCAGACGUAAAGGAUGCCAUUGAGGAGCUAGAACAUUUGAAGAAGGGUAGUGCAAGCGAAAGUACGGAACACGAAAUGCGAACGGCACCGCUUAUUACACGCGAGGCAUUUGUUGCAGCGGGGUUCAAAGAUCGAGUUUUGCAAUAUGGGGUUCUUGGGGAAACCCUUUCUAUCCACUCAAAGUCAGGAGCUCAUGUACCAAUCGAUCCGCGGUUAUACAUCAAUACUGUUCCUGGGAAAUCGCAUACCGUAUCCACUUCGAUAGGUUCUCUGGACUAUGCACUUUCUGGGCUGGUCCUCCACUUCGGCGAGGGCGGCCCUGCGUCCCGCCCUUGCGAAGCUGCCUGGGUAGGUGCUUCUUCCCAACCAGGUGUGAAAGCCCCAAGGGUGAAAGUAUACUCUAUUUAUGCUCCCCUGGGGGAUCGCGUGCGGGUUUCCCCUCUCCUAUUCAAUGAAUCGGAAUUGGAUGCACAAGCGAUACUGUCUAUGAUGGCAGUGGGUUCGUCAGAAUCAGCACCAUUGUACAUGCAGAUUGUCCUGAGCAUACUGCGUGACCUAGGAGAAAAAUUCUCGUACAAGGCAUUUUUGACACGGCUAGAAGCGGAAAAGAAAAGCUUCAAUCCUGCUCAAGUGGCAGGGCUUGAGCAACGCCUUGCACUGCUGAAUUCUUUCAUGGAGCCCCAAGCUCCUCCGCACUCGCGGAGUUCCUCCAAGAAAUCGAAAACUCACCGCUUCUCUGAAGGCAAGCUGACCAUCAUCGAUCUAUCAGACCCAUUUAUUGAUCCUGCUUCGGCUUGCGGGCUGUUUGAGAUUGUCACACGUUUGUUCGUACGAGCGGACGUUGAUACGGGUAAGGUCCUGGUGGUAGAUGAGGCACACAAGUACCUCUCAGUGAGCAGAGGAGCCUCUGGCUUAACGAAUGCAUUGUUGACGCUUACCCGGGAGCAACGACAUCUCGGAUUGCGGGUUAUCAUCAGUACGCAAGAACCUACUGUAAUUCCCCCCGUUCUCAUGGAUUUGUGUACGGUUGCGAUCAUGCAUCGUUUCUCGUCACCCGCGUGGUGGGACCAUCUUGCGCGGCACGUGGCUACGGAUGUGUCAGCUGACCAAGGUUUUGAGACAGUUGUUAAACUGAAGACUGGAGAGGCCUUGGUGCUCGCCCCGUCCGGUCUUGGUGUCUAUCCUGACGAAGAUCACUGCCCCGCGGAGAAAUCGGAUAAUAAUACUGAGAAACAGUAUGCAAAGGGGAAGACCCCAUUAAAGCUCGGCCAGUUUGGGAGACGCUUUUUGCUUAUGAAGACCCGCGCACGGAUAACAAAAGACGGGGGAGCCUCCGUGUUAGUCGUCAACUCGGAUUCUGGGGAUAACGAGGGCGACAGCGAGUGAGGGUGCUGGGAUUUACUGUUGGCAUCUUUAUGAAACGCGAAAUAAUCUAAUACCUGAACACGAUACCUGUCCUUGUUAGCGGACAUAAUUUUUACGGUACUACAUACUUUGUGCAAUAUACAUAGAUCUCCGGACAGGGGCGUUCUUC
Molecule: messenger RNA, 1916 nt
Organism: Pisolithus orientalis
Lineage: Eukaryota; Fungi; Basidiomycota; Agaricomycetes; Boletales; Pisolithaceae
Exons: 13
Coding region: 62-1768 (568 amino acids)
Source: RefSeq, a predicted model, not a curated record